AUGACGCCCUCGACGCUGGACCUGCUGGUCCUGACGUUUAACUGCGCUGCAAAGCUCAUCAACGUGCCUGUUUUCGCGGGCCAUUUGCAGACUGCGCUGGCGCGGAAUGCCGCGGAACUGCCAGAGGUGGUUGUCCUGUCGUUACAAGAGAUUGCUCCCCUGAGCUAUGCUUUCGUUGGGGAUUACUUUCUGAAGCCAUACGUGGAACGGUAUGAAGAGGCUCUCAACCUCGCAGCUUCACUGCACUCACAAAAUGGAGAGAAUAAUGGCAUCUCAGCCGCCGCUGCUGCUUCUACUCCUGCAUCACAAUCGCAAUCACAACCACAAAAUGGGGGAAACCACUUCACGCUCAUCAGAACCCUCAACGUGGGAUACACUGCCAUAAUGCUCUUCGCCAGGGAUCCGACCCGGCUCAAGGACGUCCAGGAGGCCGAGGUGGGAUUCGGUGCUGCCGAGAUGGGCAACAAGGGGGCUGUUGGUCUGAGGGCGCUGUACGAGGUCGGUGGAGAGUCGACGGAGCUGACAUUUGUGGCGACGCACCUGGCAGCCAUGGAGUGGAAUCUCCCGCGGCGCAAUGCCAACUGGGGGGCCAUCAUGCGAGGGUUGACAUUUGAGAACCCGGAAGAGGUGCUGACCAAGAUGAGGAGAGACGCCGAGUCGAGGAGCCAGAGCCUGUCAUCCGAGGAGGGUGAUGCUUCAGAACAGGCCCGUUUGCUGCGUGAGGAGCACCACGAGCAGGACCUCCGGCUGCAGCAGCAGUUUCACAACCUUUCCGUCUUCAAGCCUUCGUCUCACCUGUUUGUUGCCGGAGACCUCAACUACCGCAUCUCCACCACGUCUCCGACGCCCUACUCUGCGUUCCCGAACCUGGACCCGGGAUCGGAAAACUACUACACAAAGUUCCUGCAUCUCGAUCAACUCACUCGGGAGCGUCUGGCCGGCCGGACACUCCAUGGCAUGUCGGAGUAUCCUGUGAAGUUCCCGCCAACAUACAAGUACGUCGUGGACUCAAAGACGCCUCCUCCCGGCAGCGCCGGCAGCUCCGUCGACGAAGUGAAAUGGGAGUUUGCCUCGCACCGGUACCCCGGCUGGACAGACCGCAUCCUGUACCUCGAGCUCCCGUCGUGGGUCGAUGCAAAGAUGAAUGUCCGCGAAUACGACGCUCUGCCCGUCAUCCGGACCAGCGACCACCGCCCCGUCUUCCUCCGCGUCGACGUGCCCCUCAUCUCCCCCGGCGAUCUCGCACCCCCUGCCGCGGUCCGUGAGUCCGUUGCCGGAUCCGCCUCACCCGGGGGAAGCGGCGUGGAUCCGCGAGUGCGGUUGCCUGUGGAAAUCGACCCGGAGGCCUGGGAUCGCCGAGUGGCUGCGCGGCGGCGCGAGAUUGCGGCCGGGUGGACCAUGUUUCUGGGGAGCACGAGGCAAGGGGCGUAUAUUCUGGCUUCGUUGCUGGCCACAGGCGCGGGCGGAUACUGGCUAUAUCGUGCUGCGUACAUGUGA
Messenger RNA from Trichoderma virens Gv29-8, 1497 nucleotides. RefSeq lists its product as uncharacterized. Gene Ontology annotation, biological process: phosphatidylinositol dephosphorylation. Lineage: Eukaryota; Fungi; Ascomycota; Sordariomycetes; Hypocreales; Hypocreaceae. The record is from RefSeq and is a predicted model, not a curated record. Bases 1 to 1497 code for a protein of 498 amino acids. Gene Ontology annotation, molecular function: phosphatidylinositol-4,5-bisphosphate 5-phosphatase activity. The transcript is spliced from 2 exons.